This is a messenger RNA of Talpa occidentalis (Iberian mole), 10785 nucleotides long. It is a transcript of the gene KCTD10, whose product is annotated as potassium channel tetramerization domain containing 10. The record is from RefSeq and is a predicted model, not a curated record. Gene Ontology annotation, biological process: negative regulation of Rho protein signal transduction; protein homooligomerization; proteasome-mediated ubiquitin-dependent protein catabolic process. The coding region runs from base 85 to 1035 and encodes 316 amino acids. NCBI's taxonomy places the organism in Eukaryota, Metazoa, Chordata, Mammalia, Eulipotyphla, Talpidae. Gene Ontology annotation, cellular component: Cul3-RING ubiquitin ligase complex. The transcript is spliced from 7 exons. Gene Ontology annotation, molecular function: ubiquitin-protein transferase activity; protein binding.
CCGCCUCCGCCCCCUGCUCGCGCGAGCUGGGUGUUUCCUGCCUCUCAGUCCGGGUGUGGAGACUCCGGCGUCCUCCGACUUUUCAUGGAAGAGAUGUCAGGAGAAAGUGUGGUGAGCUCAGCGGUGCCAGCGGCUGCUACCCGCACCACUUCCUUCAAGGGCACGAGCCCCAGCUCCAAGUACGUGAAGCUCAAUGUCGGCGGCGCCCUCUACUACACAACCAUGCAGACGCUGACCAAGCAGGACACCAUGCUGAAAGCCAUGUUCAGCGGGCGCAUGGAAGUGCUCACCGACAGCGAAGGCUGGAUCCUCAUUGACCGCUGUGGGAAGCACUUCGGUACGAUACUCAACUACCUUCGUGAUGGGGCAGUCCCCUUGCCCGAGAGCCGCCGGGAGAUCGAGGAGCUGCUGGCAGAAGCCAAGUACUACCUGGUCCAGGGCCUGGUGGAAGAAUGCCAGGCUGCCCUGCAACAGAACAAAGAUACUUAUGAGCCUUUCUGCAAAGUUCCUGUCAUCACCUCAUCCAAGGAAGAACAGAAACUUAUAGCAACUUCAAAUAAGCCCGCUGUGAAGUUGCUGUACAACAGAAGUAACAAUAAAUAUUCAUAUACCAGCAAUUCUGACGACAAUAUGUUGAAAAACAUUGAGCUCUUUGAUAAGCUGUCUCUGCGCUUUAAUGGAAGGGUCCUAUUCAUAAAGGAUGUCAUUGGAGACGAGAUCUGCUGCUGGUCCUUUUAUGGCCAGGGCCGCAAGAUCGCUGAAGUCUGUUGUACUUCCAUCGUCUAUGCCACUGAGAAGAAGCAGACCAAGGUUGAGUUCCCUGAAGCCCGGAUUUAUGAGGAGACCCUGAAUAUUUUGCUCUACGAGGCCCAGGAUGGCCGGGGACCUGACAAUGCACUCCUGGAAGCCACAGGCGGGGCGGCUGGGCGCUCCCACCAUCUGGACGAAGAUGAGGAGCGAGAGCGGGAGCGAAUCGAGCGCGUGCGGAGGAUCCACAUCAAGCGACCUGAUGACCGGGCCCAUCUCCAUCAGUGAGCAGGCAAGCCCCGGCCGCCCUGCCCCUCCCUCCGUGCUCCACUCAGAUUCUAUGCAGCUCCUGGGCCCUUCCGCUUCCCCUGGAGCCCUGGAGAGACUUUUGUCACAAGCCAGAAGAUUGUUUUGAUAGUUCAAGGUGGAUUGGCUGUCGGUACCCAGGUGAUUUGUGCCCUGUUGAACAAGCUGUGUCCGAGGUGUCUCUUUCCAUGAGAUUCCUGGGAGUCAGGCUUUCGUGGUUCUCGGAGGAAACAUGUGAAUGGGUGUGAAGUGUAUGUGAGAACCUUUGUCUACAGUAUUUAUUUUUGUGGGUGUUGACAACCUAUGUGAACUUUUUGGGUGGUGUUCCCUUCGGGGUUCCGUUUGACUGCUCUGAGAGGGAUCCUGCAGCUGGUGGCUGCCCGAGAUGUCCUUGUGCUCCCCAUUCGCUUCCCCUGCACCUGGCUAGCUGUCUCCGUGGCUUUGCUAGAAGUCCGUCCUACGACAGGCUUCCACCUCUAACGCGAUGAGGUUGAAACUUGUCGCAUGAAGAGACCUAAUGAGUUUCGUGCCCCGAAUGGUGGUUCCUAGCAGCUCUGGAUGCCUGGCUGUUGAAGGGGCAUCUGUUGCCACUCUGGCUGUUCUUGGUCUGGUGCCUGCUAGAACCCCAUAUCUGGCGAGGGGCGGGGCUCUUCUGGCUCCAUCCCUGACUGCUGCCCUUUCCAACCACCCUCCCUCUUUGUUGACCCCCACCAUGCCCAGGAGCCCAGCCGGCCUGGCAGCUCACAAUCCGCUGCUCCAGGGACCUGUUCCUUCUCCCUCAGCCUUAUUCCUUGUUCAGCUGGGCUUACGCUGCAAGUGGGUCCCUGCCCUUGCUUCCAAAUUAGAUGUGCCCCGGGUUCUUUGUCCCCCGCAGCCUGGCAUCCCCGCGGGAGCCCACCACACCAGCAGCCCCCCCCUCUCAGGGUAGUCUCCCUGUUGUAAACGCGGCAUCCGCUGGAGAUCCCCUGUGUGUCUUUGCCUCUGAUUUUUACACAGGAAGGAAUGGCUAUCAGUGAGCAGGUGAGAGCAUGUGCAGACCCUCUGGGUCUGGAUAGUGUCUGCGCAAGGGACAUGUGACUGUCAAUGGGAACGUAUGCUUGUGGGCACAGGUGGCCUGCCCUGGAGCCGACUCUCUGCACGGUGUCGUGUAGGACAGACGUUCUCAGUUACUACCUCCCAGUCUCCUCUGCGCCUGUGAAGGGAGAGAAGCAUGUUGUGACUGACAGGCAGAGAAGCAAGUUGUGACUGACGUGGGUGGUUGAGACUAGACUAGGUAGUUAAAAGGAGAAGUGAGUGUGUGUAUUAAGGUAGUGGAUGGGUUUUAUCUGCUUUUUGAGGGAAAUGUUACUGUUUUAUACCAAAGGUAUUCAUGUGGGCAUCCUUUGACACAAUGUACUCCAAAAAAAAAAAAAAGUUUAUAUUUUGAAAUGGUUUUUUACAGCUUAGACUUUAUUUUGUAGCCAGCAGCAAAGACUACAAUAAAACUUCAAAACAAUCAUGACUGAACUUUAGAAAACAUCUACCCAAUGUACGAUUUUUAGCCGUCAUGUGGGAAACUUUAUCAGGCCACCUAGAUUUUACUAAGGAAAAGGGGGCUUAAGAUGUUUUGCAAAUAUUUUAUACUGUUUAACACCAACCCUGCUGUUUGGGUUGAACUUUUUUAGAACGUUAAAGUAUGUCAGUUCCGAUGUUUUCUGUAGGAGGAUGGGAAAGCCAUCAUAUAAAUUGUUUAACUGUUUUUGUAAAGAGUAAGUUUGUGGAACAAUCUGAUUUGUUUUGGCUUUACACCAUAUGACUUAAUGUUUCUGGCAGUCUCUCUACUUUCCAGCUUUGCACCUGUAGUUUUGAGUCUUUGCUUCCCUGGGAUACGAGCAGAUUCGUAAAACAUUCCAUGUUCGCUGCAUAUAGAGCCAUGAGCUGACAAAGCAUUGGCUGGUCCCAGCUCUGUUACCGAACAUACUCUGCAAGAGGAACUGAUAGUGAUGCUAGCACUGAGGGCGAGCCAGUCAUUUUUAUUUAAAAGCCAGCUAAGUAAAAUAUUGGCUUAUCAUUUGGUAAGGAGUGAAGUUUUACUACAGUGUGACAACUUUUGGUCUCCUGUAAUUGGGUUCCGUGUUUUCAGAGAAGUCGUCUGGUUGUGGAGCCGGGACUGGUGCCCAAGGUUCCUGGCUUAGCGCGCGGGCAGCCCAGCCUUGCGUGCGUUCGCCUGUGCUUACAGCAGCUGUUCGGGACCCAGUGUGAACAACACUUAGCCCCCCCGCCCCCCGUCAUGUGUGCUGUCUUUAAGGCCCCCCAGUCCUUGUAACAUCCGUGCGUCACUGCCUUUUUUGUCUCUGCUAUGAAAAAGUGUGAUAAGCUUCAGUAGUAGUCCGUGUGUUGUACGCGCAUUCGUGGACAUGUGUAAAAUAAAAGUCAUGCCUCUAUUUUCUGGGUCUUUUCAGAAAUGCCCAGCACAGUCAAGUCACAGACGUGCGGUUUGUGGCAGAAACCCUGCAUUCUGCUUUGUUACCUUAGCGCUCAUUGGAGUGGGAAAGAUGAGUCGUGCUCUGUGGUUGAAAUUAGACCGUGAAAGGAAGCCUCGUGUGGGAUGCCACAGGGCUAGAGGAAGAGCUGGUCAGCUGGUGCUGAUCUAACAUCGGGAGGUGGGCUGUGGGUAAACUCACCGUCUGGACCCCAGAGAGCCUCGUGGAGAGGUACCCAAUUCCUUCAUAUUUCUGUGUUCCAUCUAUUUGAAGUGGAAUUCAGUUGUGCAGCUUUUGAAAUUUCAUCUACUGAGACCAUAUGCAGUACUCCUGUGUCUCAGGACCCCUUCACAAGGAUAGUCUGUUCACCCUAUAAAUCACAGGUUCACGUGCCCAUCCAGGAUAGGUCUUGUUCCUGUUGGGGACACUUAAAACCAUUCCCUUAGAUGACUUGAGGUUGGAUCCCUAAAAAAGACAAUUUAGUGCCACCAGGCAGCUGAGGAGCAGGGGCUGGGCUUUGGCAGAAGAUGCCACUUCAUUUCUUCAGCUGAGAUCCCUUCCCUAGAGCUGCUGUAACCUUCCCUUGAGGGUAUAGCUGCCUGGAUCAAAUCCCCACUUCCCAGGGACUUUCCUCAGAGCAGUGGUGACAGGACGACAUCCUCUUCUAUCAGGACUUCAUGCGGACUGACACCUGGCAGAAAGCAAGUUAGAUUUAGGGACCGCUCACUUGGCCUCACCCAAAAGGGAGAAAUCAUCACCCCAACUAUCAGCAUCAUCAAGAUGGGUCUGGACAAGCGUCAAGAAGCCAGCCCCACACCCACUCAAGCCACAAUCAGGAAUGGGCUUGCUGUGGCCUGUUAGCCUGUCAGGUGGGAAGACAGGCUGUGUGCGAUUCCAAGUGAUACAGCCGGUCUCAGAGGGCGUGUAUUUUAAGACCGCAUGCAAGUGGAAAAAUCACCUUCUAUUUGACAUUCAAGGCGAUGUGUACAUAUUUCAACCUGGCCCUCAAGGAGUUUGUGUUAUAAAAGGUACUUGUCUAAUAUUUACAUACACAAAAUAUCACUUUCAUGUGUACAAAUUUCAAUGUGUUUGAGAAACUCCAUGGUUUUUGUAUAUACCAGAUAUUAUAAACUAAUAUUAGUUGUGUAUACCAAGUAUUAUUAACACACCUUAAAGAUUCAGCCCAGUUGGCUUUUAAAAUGUCAUUUCCUAGCAAAAUCAGAUCAAAAUGAAGCUCUGCACACGAUUUGCCAGUGGGGCUAUUGGUGCCAUGGCUGGCAGUGAGGGCAAAGCACCAGCUCUCAGGCUCAGCAUCUUGGUUCCAAGCCCCUCUCUGCUCUGUACAUCUGGGAUCGCCUGCAUUGCAAAGCCCAUGCCAUACCCAGCCAGUCACACGGCAGUAUUGGGGAUGGACACAAGCACUGGUAAUUUUUGAAGCUCAUUAGGAAAAAAUUCCAGGUCAGUUCCUUCCUGUUUUUCAGACGUGGAAUGAGAAAUCGAGGGAAAAUGUUCCAGUCAACCUGGAAUCUGCAACAAACUGGAGCUGAAAUGGGUGGCAUUUCAAGUUAUAUCCUCAUCUAAAUCUGCCUACCUUCCUCCCUAAACACAGCCACUCACCACUGUUAACUGUCCGUUUUUAUCUUUGUAGAUAUGUUCUUCUGGGCCAUUGUUGAAAACGAUUGUGCCUUCUUUUCCAGGACUGAUAUAAAACUGUAAACUUAAAAUACACAAAAUGGUGUAUUACCAACCUGUUUUUUUCCCCUCAGCCUUUGAUCUGCAACAGAAAUUCACUUACAAAACUUUACUUUCAGUUGAAUUCCUGCUUUACUACAUAUUUGGGCAAGAAAAUCAUUUCUGCAACUGGGAAUUUACCACAUUCCUGUAGUACCUUAACAGCAGUUUAGCACAUUGUUUUCAGGGGACCAGUUUGAUGUCGGAAGCCCCACCUAUACAUCUUGAAGCUGAAGCUCAUAAUGGGCCAGGUUUACCUCAGCAACACCACCUGCCAGAGCCUACUAGGAGCAGCAAAAGUAUGAGGGGGAGAUAGCAGCCAGGGCUCUGGGAGCCUGGUCCAAGGAUGAGAAGGGUACACUGGAGAACGCACCAUCCCACCCACCCGGGCAACACUGCGUGUGCUGAUGACCCCGCCUUGAGUCGAGAAGGGAUGCCUCCGGGUACCAGGUGGCCCACAUCCUGAAGGGAUGUCCACACUUUCCCUAAUCUCAACCAGCAGGCAGCUGUGACCUGCCCAGAGGUCCACCUGUCACUAGGGGACAAGCGCUGAAUCCUCCCCGCACCGAAGCCGGCAGCACCUACCUUCCUUGAACAACAUUCACCACGAUCUCCUUCACCAGCAUGACAAGUUUGGUGACUGCUUCAAAUACGUGUUCACACUGUAGGAUGGCAUCCCCCUGUGGUGGAGAGGACACGUGACACGGGUUUCACGACAGCCAUUUACCAUCGUGCUGUGUCUGUUAGAGACGAGGGGCUGUCCAUCACCUUUUGCUUGCUGUCCUCUGGUGAAACAUGAAUGACGAAGAUUCCAUCACUCAGGUUGCUGGUAGAGAUACCUUAAGACACAUCCAAAGUUAGAGGCCAGGAGCUGGACAUGAAUGCAGAGAAAAAGGAGGCACAACUAGGGGCCCCCGCCCCCAUGCUUUCUUCCUCCCAGUUGGGCACAGUAGAGCGAGGGCCUGCUCCCAAAAUCAGCCUGCCAUUGGCUGUAAGGGCCCGUGUGCUGAAUAAAAAUGAGGUUGCUGUAGUCACUGUCCAACCUGGACACUUGAGAGAAGGGGCACCACUGAGGAGGGUGCCAGAGUGACAGGCACAGGUCUGGGCAGCCCCAGGCUUUGUGGACACCCUGUCUGUGUCUCCUACUUGGGGGGGUUCCUCACCCAUAUACCUGGGAGCUAGAUGAACCUAGUAAGCGGCCUCUGCCUGCUUCUUACCUUUGAGUGCGGAGUACUCUAUUUUCUGCUUGAUUUUGGCAAGGUCCACCACAUAAGCUGCUUUCUGAGUAAGAAUGAGUUGCCGCUGCCUUGCCUUGAAGCCCUUCCUGUCGUAUUUAAUGACCGGGACACCAUACUGCAAGGAGACUACUGUCACCACCAGAAUCCUGUAACUUUGCACAUAGGCGUUUUCUCUCUACGCCCUAGCCUUUCUGAGGCAGUCAGGGCUACAGGCACCGGCCACACAGGCCUGCUCGGGGAGGUCAGCGGAGAUGAAAGCACCCUCACAGCCAAGGACGAGCCAGUCCAGUCAGGUUUCUUUUCCCAGGAACCAAAAGGCACAAGGCAGCCACAGGGGCGCACUCACCAGCUGCUGCCUGCGGCUCACACCAUGGACUCGGUCAUCCUCUCAGGAACGCUUUCCCCACUUGGGAGGACAGCAGCCCCGAGAGAUGAACCUGGCCUGGACCUCACACCCUUCACUGAAUGGUGAAGCCCACUUUGGCACCUGCCAGACAGCUUCUCACUGACAGGAUAUGUGGGGAUUGAGUUCAUGGCUGCAUUUUACAGCUUCAAAGAAAGCCAGACAGUUCCUAGGGUGACAGGUAAGGCGCUUAACAGGUGUCUGUCAGUCAUGUGUCCCUGUAAUCUGAGCUAAUACCCAAGCAUCACAGUCGAGGGUCUGGCCCACACACACCCCUGCAUUUCAGCAGCUCUACUGUCAUCUGCCAUGUAGAAAACAGACCCUGUGCUCAGACUGCAGAAGGGACUCCUGUUUGAGGCAGGACACGCAUCUCCUUACCUGAAUCUUCUCACUGCUAAUUAGCUGAAGCACUUUGGGAUUAAUGUCUCCUUCAUCUAGGGAGGGAACCAGAGCAGAGUCAUCACUGACAGCACCUGGUGCAGUCACUGGCAUCUGCUGCUUUUAGGUCCUUCUCAACUGGGGCAAUAGUGGUCAGGAGAUGCUGUGGGGCGAGCACCUUCCUUUUCCUUCUUUCCAAAUAGCGUCUUAAGUGGAGAAGCGUACUCACCUAUCCGGCUGUUGGCAAAGGGUUGAUAUAAACUUUCUGCGUAGCCUUCUUUCUUCCCCCUGAACACUUCACUUGCAACCACCUUUUGCUGCAUCUGGUUAAUACAUAACCAAAGUACAAGCAUGGUCACCAGAGGGCGCUCUGGGACAGGUAUGUGCAUCCCUGGAUGGCGGUAGGAACCUUUUCAUACGCCCAAGUUCAAGUCAGAACACACCCCUGGCUUUGGCCAACUUGCCCUAAAAAAAAUUACACUUGUGGAAACGGGGGGUGAUACUUGGGCUCAUCUCCUGACUUCUGCUGGCUUCUUGGAAGUGGGGCGUUGGGGGUUUCAGAGCAGUUUCUUCUAGGUCAGAUGGGCCAGCUGGCCAAGUCCAGCCUGCAGCCUGCUUUUUGUAAGCAAAGUUUUAUUGGAACACAGCGAUGCCCUCCACAUACAGUUGUCUGUGCUCCUGCUGUCACUGCAGAGCUGGGUAUUUACGAGAGAUCAUAUGGCCCACGAAGGCUGGAGAAUUUUCUCUGUCCAUUUUAGAAAAAGUCUGCUGCCCAGCAUAUAAGCAUAAACAAAGCUGGACCUCCAGCAGAGAAGGGCGGCAGUGGGACUCUGUUGCCAUGGUAACAGGGCCAGCCAAACCGGGUGUAACCACUGACAUCUAAGGAGGGCGGGGCUCUGCUAAGUGGUCUAUGUACAUUUCAUUGUCAGCGCAAAUGAGGCAUGGGGCCAGCACGACCCUCAGCUUACAGGAGAAGCGGUGGGCCAGGACUGCUAGGAGACUGAUGGCAGGGCCUCCUGCCACCCCCAUGACACCAAGCACCUACCAGUGCUUUCCUUUCCGCUGGGAUCCCGUGGCAGUACUUCCGAACCAGGUUCCUCGUGCACAUUUUCCUGAGCAGAUUUGAUGCCUGUGUGGAGAACACACCCCUUUUCCAUCUGCCUCACUCACACCCUUUCCUAGACUGUGGUCCCCAAAAUAGAAGCUCAUAAUGCAGCCGAAUUCAGUUCAACUUAAAUACAGUGUUAGUAUUUUAUAGUGAAAGAGAAGCGGCUAACCUCCUCACUUUGCAUUCGCUUUUUACUGCUGCUAAACUAGAGGCCCUUAAACUUAAAUGUGUUUGAGGCCCCUGAGAAGCUGGCUGUGGCGCCCCAAAGAUGCUGACUCAGUGUGCUGGGUUGAGUAGCCCCCCCUGUUCUGAUGACACAGGGUCAUCAGGGCAACAGUCACUAAAUCAGAAAUUGUUCAAAGUCCUCUGUAAACAGACCUCUGUUGGCUUUCACUUCCAUUGAGGGUAUUAUGAACACUAAAGCAUUAAUUUUUUUGUGCAACACCCUUGCAAAGACAUGCUUGGCUAAAGCAGCCCUAUCGAGCCCAGGGAUGCGGCACAAAGAAAUCUAAGUCAAGCUCUGUCUGUGCCCCAGCUGCUUGCUACAUGGCCCCGUUCAGGCCUUACAUUUUCCAGGAUGCCAGGAGGCCUCAGCCAGCUCUUGUCCAAGACGUUCUUUGGGAUGUGAUACCGAAGAUUCAAGAUGUAAUUCUUCCGUGCAAACAUAAUAAACUCCUCAUUGUCAGGAGAAAAGGGCUUGUAGCGAUUGAUGAAUCCCUUUAUGAACCUAAACAGCAAAUUGUUUUGUUUUCUGGCCCAUUUCUUCACUGAGACUUGUGUCCGUCCCCCCAUUUGUUUGAUUCUGAGGCAGCCAAAAUGGUAGAAAUUAUUUUGAUCGCCACGUAGGGCUACAGUGAUGACACUCACAAGCCAAAUCUGCCCCACAGAUAUGUUCUGUUAUUCACACUAUGUUUUUAGUAUUGUGAAUUACUUGCCAACAACCACCAAAAAAAAAAAUGGGAGGGUGACAGGUGAGCCAGAUUUCCAGCUAUUCUUGGAGGGAAAAAAAAAAUCAAGUUCUGGCAACGCUCACCUGCCAUUUCUCCACGGCAGCGGUCGGCUGAAUGAGAUUUUUGACUGCCCCUCCAAGAUGAACUGAGCUUUCUGGCUUGCUGCAGCCCCCGCCAUUCCUUACUGUCUUACCCCCACUCAUUUACCUGCUUGACAGCAGAAGGCAAUCAACUUUUUGACCUUUAAGUGAGGCUAAGAGACAGCACAAAUAAAUACAUUGCAUGGGGAUCACCAUCCAAUUAGGGAGCUCAAAGGAGAGACAUGAAACUGGGUUCCUAAGGAUUGACAUUCCAGAAGGAAGGUGCUGUGCAAAUCCAAAAAGCUCAGCCAAGACCACUAACGCCCUCUGCACGCACCCAUGUUUACAGGCACCUCUCCCACGCUUGUACCGAAAACUUACUUUCUUAUAAUCCACACCGCCCACUUUCUCCUUUUGGCCUCCUUCCGAGCCAGGGCUCCCCGCCAGUGAGCUUCAAGUUUGAUGGCUGAAAGAGUUCACUGCUGACAUUAGAAGGUUAGCGCGAUCAUUUAAAUACAAAAGACUUUUUCUGAAUUACUUAUCCAGUCACAACCCCGGGUGCCCACCGCAGCACUCCACGAGCCCCAGAGAUGAAAGUCGGAGGAGUGUUAUCACUUAGCCCCCCUGGGGAUGCUCAGAUGUGCAACGGACUGGGCAGCAGAGUGGUUUGUCUCACUCAGUAUUUACUUUGAUUUCGUUGUCCACAUUUAAAAAUUGGUACACACAAACCGGGACACGGAAAAAUUAGAUUGCUGCUUAUCUCCCAAUUUUUAAUGUUUUUCAGACAUUCAGAUUUUAAAAAAUUCUUCAUAGCAGCACUAUCGCUAUUAUAAAAACAACUGGAAACAACCCAGUGCCCCUCACAGAAUGGGUACACAGCAGGAUGCUCUUUCUAGUGCAGUGGUCAGCAAACUACGGCCCUCAGGCUACUGCCUGUUCAUGGAAAUAAAAUUUUGUUGCAACAAAGCUAUGUUGCCCCGUCAUUUACAUCUUCGCCUAAAGCCACCUCCAUGCUACAAGGACAGAGCAAGUAGCUGCUCUGACACAUAAGUCUGAAAUAGUUACUAUCUGACCCUUUAAGUAUGCCGAUCUUUGCUAUAGCAGAAUAUUAUAUAGCUGUGAAAAUGAGUAACCAAAUCUACAGGCCUCUACUGGUUGAGUUUAAAAAAGUGCUGCAGGGCCUCCCCGGUGGCGCAGCGGUUGAGCGCUGGGUUGCAAAGCUGCACGCGGCCUCUGCAGUGCCAGUUUGAUCCCCGGCCGCUGGGCGAGGGUCCCACAUGGCGCGCAGACCUCUCCUGCCACCCGCUGCUCCCCUCAGCAGUGUACUUCGGUCCUUCUGCCUGCUCUGCUCCCGCUCUGGCUCUGGUGAAUUCUCUCACCCU